GUUAUCCCUUUUGCAUAACCUCGAACAUCAACCAAAGCAAUACAAAACUACAAUUCGAUUAAGAGCUUAUUAGAAUUGUAAACCAUCCAAUAACCCACUAUGGCAUACGUGAACCGCCCCUACGGAAACAACUACUACGAGGCGGACAGGGAAGUCGUCCGUGAAGGUCCAUAUGGUGGCUCGUACUCAUCCGAGUAUAGGGUUGAUGAAUAUGGUAACCGUGUGCUUCCGGUUGGCCACCACAAUGAGGUUGUGGCUGAGGUUGUGACUGAUGUCGUGCCAGGCCACCGCCACCAUCACCACGGUGGGCCAAUCGAGUACAUCGAGAGGACUGGUGAGCGCUAUGUUGACAAUGUCUAUGAUCCCUACAGGAGGACCUACUAAGAGCCAGUACGACGUAGCAACUAAUUAUGAGUAUUAUCAGAAGAAUAAAAAAGACCUAGUUAAUUUGCCUUAGGCUUGGGCAAAUUACUGCUGUAUUAUUACCUAUUUGGUAGAGUUUGUGAUCUGAGAUCAUGUAUUAAUCUAUUAUAGUUUAUCUAUACGACUAUACUUUGUUUGUACUCCUCGUUUAUUAUAGAUUAUAAAACUAUAGUUAAUCAUA
This is a messenger RNA of Chenopodium quinoa (quinoa), 604 nucleotides long. RefSeq lists its product as uncharacterized. The transcript has 2 exons. Bases 100 to 384 code for a protein of 94 amino acids. The record is from RefSeq and is a predicted model, not a curated record. Lineage: Eukaryota; Viridiplantae; Streptophyta; Magnoliopsida; Caryophyllales; Amaranthaceae.